Messenger RNA from Plasmodium relictum, 702 nucleotides. RefSeq names its product conserved Plasmodium protein, unknown function. The transcript has a single exon. Lineage: Eukaryota; Apicomplexa; Aconoidasida; Haemosporida; Plasmodiidae. The record is from RefSeq and is a predicted model, not a curated record. The coding region runs from base 1 to 702 and encodes 233 amino acids.
AUGAAGAUAUUUCCAAUAUUACUUUUAAUACAAGCUUUUUUAUUCUUUUACCAACAAAAUGCAGAAUCGAAAAAUAUAAAAUUUAAUAUAGAUGGAAAAUUACAUACUAUUUUAUAUGUUAAAAAAAAAGUAAGCUUUUCUGAUUUAGAUCUUUUAAGUGUUAUGUAUCAUUCUAACCAUGUGAAACAUUGCGGAAAUUCAAUUAUUCAGUAUCUUCUUAAAUUAUCAUCAAAUGAUAUAUUCCAUAUGAACUUUGUAGUAAGACAUAUAGAAAUAACUUAUAAAAAUGUAUUGAAAUAUAACAACAAAUAUAAAAUAAUUGGUGCUAUUACUGAUUAUGGAAAUACCUCUAUGAAGAUUUCUUUAUAUGGUGUAGGAUCAAGUAGUGAUGAAAUGAACAAAAACUCAAGUUUUACAAAUUUAUUGCUUAAUAAUUCAGAAUCAGAUGCAAAUGAAGAACAAAAUAUUCAUAAAAUUUUAGAUAAUUAUGAUGAAGAUGAUGAUAGCAGUUCAAUUAAUUUAAGUAAUCAAGAGAUAAGUAAAUUAAAAGAGAAAAAUUGUGUUGUGUAUUUUUCAGUUAAUUAUGUUUUAGUAAAAGUAGAUAAAAAUGGAUUAAAAAGACCUAUUAAAUCUAAAUUUAAGGAAGAAAAUCUACCAAUGGAAGUUGAACAAGUGGAAGAUUUAGCUAAGGCUUUAUGUUAA